UUUUUUGUCGUCCAACUUCUUUGAAAUUUCGAAUAAAAUGAAGUUCGAAAGGGUCCAGAUGACUUUGACAGAUUCGAAAUUCAUCAAAAAUCGCGCGAAAUGGAGGUCGAUGUGAGUCCCAAAUCUGUAAUUCCCGCACAAAUUCCUCAUUUAUCGAAAUUACAUCACUGCGUAAAAGAUGUCAGUCCACUCAAAACCGGAAAAUUCAGUAGUUUCCUCAGCCAAAAAGAGAAUUUUCGUCAAAUUUUCUCUCACGAACAGAAAAAUUUCUUGGAUUUUAACUUUAACAAUCAAAAUUUAAGCUUUUUAGAGUACACCGACGUUCGUAGACUGCCAAUUUUGCUUCAAACAGCACGGAUGGGAGUUCAAAAACUCGAAAAUGGGGCACGCAGGAAUCUUUUUGACGCAGUCGAGUACUCGACAGUUCGUUCCAACGUCUGUAACUUAUUUCGUGCCGUCUUAACAGCGAUAGAUCAAUGCAACGACACGAAAAUUAUCGAAAAAUACGUGAAUCUGAUAAGGCCUUUGUGGCAUCCGGUCUUGUUGACACCGAAUUUGAAGGAAGUUUUUGUCUCGUGUUACGAUUGUGGCAGCACGGAGUAUGUGAAAGGACAGUUGAUUGCAAGUUCUGCGAAAUUUCACAACAUUCACGGCUUUUUGGAAGGCAGAUGGUUCUAUUUGGAGUAUUUGUUGAAGAAAACAGUGGUGAAUUCCGAGAGUGAUAGUGAAAAAAUGACAAAAAUAUCGCUAAUUGACACGGAGUUUGAAGCGGAAUUCAAGUUAUUUGUAGCAGAUAUCGUCACAAUUUGUCUGUUGACCUACUCGAAGUCCCUUCAAGAUCGUCACACAAUUUUCGAGAUUUUUGAACAAAAAUCAAUUUUUCCGUGUGUUUGCUUCCUGGAUGUGCUUUACGCGAUGGUUUCUUUGACUGACUUCCUUCGUCCCGUGCAUCAUUUUGGUCAAUUUUCGGAUUAUUUCGAUGAAAUAAUGAACGCCAUCGAAGAAGAUCGAUUUUUGGCGUACAUUCAAUCGUUGUGUGAUCGUCUGGAAGCGAGAAAAUUCUUCGCGCGUCUCGUUCCACAAGAAAUUCCCAAGUUUAAGCCCGAACAACUGAAUAUUUUCAAGAUAAAUUGUCUUUUGAGGAUUUUAAAAGUUGAUCCAGUCAUCGAAACGGAAAUUAUUGAAGGAAUUCGUUCGAGUCUCGUGACUUUUGUGAAGGCAGAACCCAAUGAAGAGCAACUUCGAGCGAUGUUACUGUUGAUGGCUGAGAGUUUCGCCGGAAAUUGGGACACAAAAUGUGAUUUAAUUUCAAUUUUCUUCGAUUGCAUCUAUAAAAGGAUCAAUUCGCCGUUUUUCAUGCCGAAUUCCAGAGUUGAUUCCUUGACUAUUAUGGAAUCGACACCUCAAAAUUUCCUCGCAGAAGUAAAAAAAUCCUUGGAAAACGAUAAAAUUCUGAAUUAUCAGUCAACAAGUUUCAAUAUUUUGGUUCACAUCAUCGGAAAAUCCCUCACGAAGCAACGCCUAAUGGGACAAAAAUCCGUUUCAAACAAACUUUUGGGCAGAAUCUUCUCCAAAUUCAGUAUUUCCAAGAUAAUUGCUCUCAGUGAGCGUGGCUUACAUAAUUUUGUGCUCCUAAUUGUCACUUUGGCUUGCAGUUGUGAGCUCAGCGAGUUCGGAAAUCGCUUAUUUGACAUUUUACUGCAGAUCCAAUACAACAAACUCCUGCCUGAUCGUCAAAAAGUGCUCGUAAAAGGACAUUUAUCACUCCUCAUCCUCUUCGUUGAUCGUAAAUUAAGUUUCGGAAAGCAUAUUGAACGUAUCGUGAACCAAUUAAAGGAAAAUGUAGCUGACCAGGCAUCGUUAUGGGAGCUCCUUUCCACGAGUUUUCGAGUAAUUUUAGGCGAAAAACGAUGUUUUGAGGAGGGAACAAGUUUGCUGGUUGGAAAUUGGAUCCGUCCGUACAUCAAUGGGACCAAAGAAACAGAAAAACGGGAAUUUUUCAUCGCAGUCAAUGACAUUCUCGGGUUAUAUUUUAACGAAAGAUCGAACUUCAGAGGUGACUAAAGUCAUCAAAGCUCUUUUUGAGAACUUUUUACCGGUAAUUCGGCAAAAUUACUUGAAAAAAACCGACGUUGAUGGAUUAUUUGUGCCUCAAAUCGCGACAAAAUUCACUUCGAUCGCUGGAAAUUCUAAAACUCACGAUGG
Molecule: messenger RNA, 2205 nt
Organism: Culicoides brevitarsis
Lineage: Eukaryota; Metazoa; Arthropoda; Insecta; Diptera; Ceratopogonidae
Exons: 4
Coding region: 100-2064 (654 amino acids)
Biological process (GO): double-strand break repair via homologous recombination; replication fork processing
Cellular component (GO): nuclear replication fork
Source: RefSeq, a predicted model, not a curated record